GUGCAAGAUCUGAUGCAGAAGGACGCAUUGUACGAUAUUUAGACAACGGUGAGGCAACGAGGCAUUCAUGUCAUUUCAGGGUCUAGACCAAAGCUAUGGAUUUGAUCACGUUGCCUACGACGCUGCGCGAACUUGAAGUUGUGCAGGGCGCAGCGAAGAGGUUUGGCGGAAGUUUCGAGGCCGAGGUUGUGAGACGAGCGCUUAGGAAAGCCUUAUUAACCUGGCUGGGUUCCCGAGUCACCCUCACUACACUCUUCUUUCAUCCUAGCAACAUGCUUGAACAUUCGAUGGAAUAUAUCAUCAAUCAUGUGUUUUUCCCCCUCAAAUUACCACAAGCAAGCGACCAUACCCUUGAGAACGAGCUGGCCUUAUCUCGGGCGGUAUUGGAUGCUGCUCAAGCUUUCAACGAACAGCUACCGUCCGACAAGCAACAGCUUUGGGCGAGCAGCUUUAAAAUGCUUCAGAACCUUCAACAUUCAAUCAGAUUCAGCGCCAUGUCCCUUAAAGAAGUUCAAACUCAGAUCAAUGCCAUGAACGACAAAGACGUCUUAGUAUUUAUGAUUCGCGCGCAAAAUGCUGCGGUGGUCAUGAGAAAAUUUGAAUCUGAAACCAUAUUCGAAUCGUUCGAGAUCUCUCCUGACCCCGCCGCAGUGAUGGGCGCAAAGGGAAAGCUGAUCUGUUCGUAUCCUGGACCUGCUAUCACGGUUCCAGACACAAUUGUCAAUGACGCUACCUUUCCUGCUGCGCUGGCGAAUUUUCUCGUUCGCAUGGAUCAUGAUGUCCUUGAUGCGGCAGCGACGAGGAAAAAAGCUGAUUCCACUGUUCCUGAAGAGAGGGAUACAACUCAUCCCCGGUAUAUCACCGAACUCCUGACUGGUAUACUCCGUGGCAUUGGGAGCAUUGCUGAUGUUCCUCGCAUCCGCAAACGCAUCGGAGAUGACGUGCUGUGGAACAACGCGAAAUUGCCAUGGAGGCGGUCUCCGCUUUGGCUUGUCAUUCGCGUUGCUUUACAGACGACUCUGGAGCGCAACGCUCUCGGACGAACGACCUAUAAAUCAUUCUUAUUGUUCUUGAUGGCUAGGGUCACAACCCUCGCUAUCGAUAAUAACUUGUCGAAUGACAUCCUACACUUCAUGUCGGCAAAGAUCGCACGCCGUCUUUUCAAGCUUGGAACCUCUGCUUCUCCAGAGUUAUCACGUAUGGUCGUCAGGGUCACGAGUGGAGUUAAGAGUAUCCUAGAGGGAAGAUGGAAAUCUGUUCAAGACGUGCAACAGACCUCACCUCAUUGGGCUCCCAAGACCCUCUCGGUCUUGAAGGAUACCCACCUUUCCUUGAACACGAGUCGAGAAUACAUAUGCCAAGCUUUGCUGAACCAGCAUCCGUCUUCCACAUCAGCCCCUUUCGAACCCAGCCACCGCGCACGCGGCACAAUUGAUGAUUUCCUUGACGCUGAUGCUAGCUUCCUGAUAGCUGCUCAUGCUGCAGAACCAUCCCUUUCCUUAAUCGACUUCGAGACGGUCGUCAGAUCAGGCAUUGAUGACUGGGUAGCGCGUAUCUCACUUCAGAGCAUCGAUUCCGCUUGUAUCUCGAUUGAGGCAUGUGCCUCCGCAUACUCCUCGCGAGCGCUGGAAAAUUACAAAGGAAACCCGGAGAAUACGUCAAUCAUGCUUCUUACUCUUUUCGAACUCUGGGUAGCGAUGGACAAGAUUGUUGUUAAACAAAUCCCCCUCCUGGCAAACUAUCCUCCUGAAGUCCCAUCGACCCUUUGGAUGAAUCUCCUGAUCCGACAAUCCUCAGCCCUUGAUCGUUUAAAGAAGUUGUGCGCCUACUUGGAAGAACGUGAUUUCCGGGCUUCCGACCAUCUGUCGGUACUCUCGUCCACCGACAAUAACAGAUCGUUCGCAGUGCAGUAUUUUUACAAGACACCCAUGUUGCAAGAUUUGAAGCGGAAAAUCGAGACAGAUGCUCAGGAGGAGCGGGAGAAGAAGUUGGCUGAGCUUCGGACCCUCAACGAGAAGUACACUGAGCUCCAGAAGAGCGCAGCAAGCUCAUCACAUGAAUACCGUGUCAGCUCCUGGGGUAAUGAGUACCACUAUCGGUGGUGUGACAAAUGUGACCUAGAGCAGCGGAUGCGAUCCAUGACCAUUGCAGUUCACGAGUGGCCACUACCGCGGUAUGAACAGCAAGCGAUUAUGGUUGUGUUCGAGCUAGCAUGCCCCAUCGCGUUUGACAUGUGGAGAUCUUUGACAUUCCAUGUUCUCGUUGACAUCUGCACUCCAGAACAGAUUUUGCCCACUCCCCCCUUCAUCACGCUGCCUAAUUAUGGCGCCUUACAGCAAUACCGCAAAUGUCAUCCAAGACAAAGGCUGACUUUGGCGUCAGAAGCCAAACCCUUCGCUGCGUGUCAUUACCAUUACCAAAAUAUUCCCACGCAUGCCGACCUCAUCUGUGUGAACAACGGUCUCGUAUAUCAACCUUUUGAUAUAACCAAAGAUGCAUGGAUAGCCGACGCACUGCUGCACUGGAAUUCUAGUAAACUCUGCACUUUCACUCUUCCAAAGGGGCCAUACUAUGAUCUGCAGCAUUACCUCGCAGGAACGUCGCACACCUCAAAUGAGGUCAUCGCCAACCAGGCAGAUUGUCACAAGGACCUGACCAUUCACGAAUUCAUCGCUUUCGGAGUCUUACGAAGUGGACCAUUACUGCAAUGGAUGAAUGUGCUACGUGAACUCCGUGCGAGGACACUCAAUUUUCGAUGCGAAGAAGUCCAUCUAUUAUUCGCGCAAGCCGUCUCACAAGUUGGCCCACUUUCCAAGUCAUCUGAUGAGAGCCUUCCGUGGCACGAGGAGCUGAAUAGCAUACCAUUCCUUAGCGCACUGCUCGGAGAGCUGGAGUCCUUGAUUGCGAACGUCGUAGAAAAUUGGCUGGAAGGUGUCACGAUAAGCACUAUCAUCAUGACUGUGUGCCGUGUCUUGUUCUCGACACAGGAAGAGAGUAUCAAAAGUCGGGGAUAUUUGUUGCUUCGGAGGAUACGAACAGCGACCUUUACGUUUCUGGGGCAGCUUUCACAGAAAAUACAAGCCAGUGACGACGAGAAGGCCAGUCGGGAUUUGCAAGGACGACUUCGUGAUAUGGCCGCCACCUGUCGAAGCACCUUUCAUGUUGAUGAAGAUCCUUCGCUACUCUUGAUAUCAAAUGACGACAUCAAGGUAUUUGUGUACUGCGGGGUCAUGAUUUACGACAAUACUCCAAGCCACCUGGACAAUCUAUCACAACAUUCCAAGCUACUACUAGAACGAGACAAGAGAUGCUGCCACGCAUUAGAAGCCGCUGUUCGUCAAUAUGUAGAGAAUCACAGGGAGGGUCUCGAUUCUGCGGUGAAAGCAAUCUGGGGCAGCUACAGACGAGGAACUUCUUGGAAUGCCCUGCCGGCUCCGUGUUCUCGUUGGUUUGUGACGAAGACGGCACCUUCUGGUUCUCAGUCACCGCAAUCUGUGCAUUAUAACUUAAUUGAUGGGUGUUUGCUCGUUGAUGGGAAGCGGCUGGGUAGGCUUCCAUCGACUAUCGUGCAACAUCCCACAUAUCAGGCAAUUUUCGGUGAUCAAGUUCUGGACAUUGUUCCAGCUGAUAUUUCUGGAAUGGAGUAUGCGACACGCGGGAACCCUUAUGGCUAUCAGGUGUCUUUUGCUCUCCGCGACUCAAACGACCUCAUUAUUCGUGCGAAGCAUAUCAAACAAGACUCGCCUAACCUUCAACUCAUUCCGAGCCAGAAAUUUGUGGGGGACCUACCGACGACCUUGAUAGAAAACCAUACUCAUUGGCUUAACCUGGACGCAUACAAAAUAGAGAUUCGGCCAGCAGAACGUGCGUGGCAGUCUUCACGUGACAAUUGGGUCCUGGAAUUUGCUGUUUCGGGCCCCUCGACGCUGCAGAAUGCCAGCGGUGCCACUCUGCUCGACAUACGUAGCCCCACGUGGGACAUGAUCUCCAAGAGAAUGCGUCCCCUGGAAGACGCCUGCCACAUGAUGUCCGUUGGGGUCAUUGACCCUAUGUUGGACGUGUUUCGUCAUGUGCAUGUUUUUUCUUUAUGGGACGAGGCAAGUGCUGAUUUACCCCGGUAUGGUCUGGAAUUCUUCGUCGACGAGGAUGGGGAACUGCAGUCCCGUAACAUGCGCAACAUGGUCGUUGAUGGCAUUCAGUCUACUGGAACGAUGUUGGGAUUGGUCAAUCAACUUGUUAUGCGUCCGAAGUCGCAAACCAUGGAUGAGCAUCCCCGUACUGUCAUCAUCCCAUAUGGUCGUAUCUCAUACGCUGUUAAUGAGCAUCACGUCCAGGUUACCAUUACGAGUAAAGGCCCCCGAGUGGAGUAUCACUUGUACAGGGUUGAUACAGAUCUAUGCUGUCUUACUGGGCGUGUAGGUCUGACGAACAAGCUCUAUCAAGCACUUCUCCACGCUAUUACUAGCGGCUGUCUUCCUGAUCCCCUGACGGGUCGAACAGGAACAGAGGAAGCGUUGCAUCUCAUGCAUUCUGCGGCUUGCCGGUCUUUUAUGAAGCUUCACCCUCGCGAUAUAUAUCUUUUGCGCGAGAUCAGUUCGUUGUCAACUAUGCGCGUAUGGUAUCCCACACAUCUUCAGAAGAUGCAGACAGUCUCAUGGUCGUGUCUUUCAUCCCUCGCACAACACCACGGCUUCCAUCCAGCUGCAAAAUCUAUUAUGGAGUACGGCAAGCAACUUGCAACUUUCUCCGAAGGAUCUUCAGACCUUGAUGUUACAUUUCAUCUUCCUCCAUUCACCAACCACCUUCUCGAGCGUGCAUCCAUCCGUGCCUCUGCGGUCUACCCUAAUCAGUUUUCUCUUCCAAUUCUGCUCAGUGACACAGAUGUCGUCUAUGCUUCACGUGAUGUACCCGAUAAAAAUGCAGAAGAGAGGGCGUUUAAUACUGCCUUCAUGACACUCCAGUGGCCACACAAGCUUCCGGUGCGACAGGAUAUCCUCAGUUUGUUGACUCAGUGGAAGAGCGUCCAGGGCAUUGGUGAACCAUCGUUCAGCUUGCAAUAUUCCAAAUCUUGGCUUCGGCCAUUCCACCACAUCUUCCUUUCUGCAUAUGGCCACUGUCGCACUGCUACGAAGGACGAUACAUUUCAGCUCGUCUUCACCCUAGCUUCAGUGUCGUAUGGCUUGUUGGAUGAGCAUGCACUCGUCCCAACACUCCUAGCCUUCGCUACUGUUCCCAAAAUUCGCACCCUGGGUGACCCACCGGAGUUUGUGUCAUAUGAUCUCUCGGAUGGUUUUAUGCCUUCCAGUGCAGUGUUGGACAGCAUCAUCAGUUCGUGUGUCAAAGAUUAUGAGACCAGCCAAGAGAGAUACCUACCUGCAGGGAGAGGGGAAGAUGAACAGGCUCUUGGGAGGCGUCGUUAUUCAGCUUUUGAAGAUAGGCGUCGUUCUGAAAAGGAUCUCAUUCUUCAUAAAGUUCAGGAUGCUUGGCCGCGCGAAAAUCCUCCGGCUCUGAAUAUGCUGCAAGCGAACUGCUACGAUCUCAACAAACUGUCGGGGGAACUUCGCCCACUAUACCGCAGCUGUUGGGCAAACCAUUGUCUGAAGCAACACUUAGAUGCCCUGCAAGAGACCCUCAACUCGUUCCAUGCCACUCAUGCCCCGUCAAAACUACCCUCACAAUACGAUCUUGAUCCCCACCUUCAAAGCUCGGCUGUUGCUUCACCAGCCUCAUUCGUCGAUGCCAAUCACCUCUUCGCUAGAAAUCCGGCUGUUAUGUGCAUGAAUGGGUCUUCCUAUGUUCUGCCCAAUUCCGGUCAGAGAGAUUUGGUAUCUCCAGACACCAUAGUCACAGCGAAGUUGCAACAGCUUAUCAACGGCUUUCGCGACCGAGCAAGCAACAAGUUCCGCCGUAACUACGCCAAUGAUCUGGACCAGAGCAGACUGGUGUUUUGCGAAGAAAAGAUUGUUGCCUUACCAGAUCCUGCACCAUACACGAUGGAAGUAUUGCGAGAGUACCAUUCUCUUCAUCGCCGGCAAUUCCAAGAUGCACUCGAAUCUAUCGUACGCAUCCUCUCCCCUGUCUCUCCCGCCGAGAAUGCGUUAUACAAUGCUGGGUUGUGGCCUCGAGUCACCCCAAAUCUCCUCUUCGCUCGCAUGGCUUCUGCAUCAGGAUGUCAUCUGGAGACGGAGUGGCGUACGGCUCUUGUCUCCCUGUCACAGAUGCUAUUACGACUGCAACGCUCGAGAAGGCUGUUCAUAUUUGCCGCUAGUAAGAACUGGGGCGAGUUUUUCAAGGAAUUGGACAAUGAAGAAUGCGAGCGAUCUGAUUCGGAGCUGUACCCUGAUUGGCUUCUCAUACAGAUUGAGAGUCAGUUCUUGGCACGGCCUGUUCAAAUGAAGGUUGCGCGGGAGAUGAUAUCACCCCACGAAGGGCGAAAUACUUCUCUCCAACUGAACAUGGGCGAAGGGAAAUCCUAUGUGAUCGUUCCUCUCGCAGCAGCCGCGCUUUCCGACGGCCAUAAACUGGUUCGAGUAAUCGUGCCGAAGUCGUUGUCUACUCAAAUGUUCCAGCUCCUGGUUGAACGACUAAGCGGCCUUACGCAGAGGCGCAUUUUCUAUAUUCCAUUUUCCCGCGCUCUUGACAUCGACUCAUCGAAGGUGCAAAUGUAUCGUGACCUGAUGCAAGAAUGCAUGGACACCAAGGGCAUCUUGCUCGUGCAACCAGAUCAUAUCCUGUCGUUCCAGUUGAUGGCCGUUGAGCGUCAGCUACCCCCUCAGUCUGAAGCUGCUGAAGAUAUACUGCAGACCCAGCUGUGGCUCGAUGAUCAUACACGCGAUAUCCUAGACGAAAGUGAUGAAAUUUUACACGUUCGCUACCAACUGGUGUACACCGUCGGCCUCCAAAGGUCGCUUCAGGGGCAUCCUGACAGGUGGACGACUACACAACAAGUGUUGAGUCUUGUCGCAAAACACGCUACUCGGCUCAUCAGUAAAUUUCCCUAUCACUCCGAAGUGUCUAUUCGCAAGCACGGAGCAUUCCCCUUCAUUCGAGUUCUGCACCCCACAGCAGGCGAAGAACUGGUCCAAUGGAUCGCACAAGAUGUCAUUUACAGCGGGGCACUUGAAAACAUCAGCUUCGAUCAAGCUCCUGACCACAUCAAACAAGCAGUCCACCAGUUCAUUGCAACUGAGAAUGUAUCCAACAUUGAUAUCGGCUUGGUGAUGGAGCGCUAUAGAGACACUACUGUCUGGCCCGGUCUUCUAGUUUUGCGUGGACUACUGGCAUGUGGUGUCUUGGUGUAUGCCCUCAGGGAACGUCGCUGGCGCGUGGACUAUGGCCUUGCCCCCCAACGAACGAUGUUAGCUGUUCCAUUCCGUGCUAAAGACAUGCCCUCGCUGCGGGCAGAAUUUGGCCAUCCAGAUGUUGCUGUCACUCUUACGUCCCUAUCAUACUACUAUGCGGGCCUCACACUCCAGCAGUUGAUGUUAUGCUUCGAGCUCCUGCUGAAGCAGGACAAUCCUGCUCUCGAGUAUGAAUCCUGGGUAAUUGGACUUCCCUCCGUCCCAGAAAGUCUACGGCGCCUUAACGGAAUCAACACGGAAUCCACAGACCAGCUAAAUGACCUUCGGCAAUUGUUCGCAACCAACAAGGCAGUCAUAGAUUUUUAUCUGUCUCGAGUUGUUUUCCCCAAGGAAGCCAAGGGCUUCCCCAGUAAGCUCACCUGUUCCGGAUGGGAUCUUGCCCAAGAAAAGAAUCAUCUCACAACCGGCUUUUCUGGCACAAAUGACAACCGAUAUCUGCUACCAAGCUCAAUUGUGCAGCGCGACCUUGACUACCAACGCAGCACGAAUGCUCGAGUCCUAGCCUUUCUUCUGCGCCUGGAAAAUGAUCACUACGAAGGCAUACCACCCGGCCAAAGCGUGCAUAACUUCAUUAAUACUCUCGUCAAAAAAACCCCCGAGGUCCGCGUGCUCCUAGAUGUGGGGGCGCAGAUGCUGGAAUUGAGGAAUAAAGAGUUGGCCGAAGCAUGGCUUAGAGCCACUUCCAACGCCAAGGCUGCAGUCUUCGUGAAUGACGACGAUGAACUCGUUGUUGUCAGUCUGGAUGGGAGGAUCGAGCCCCUUGUAUCGUCCCCUUUCGCACAGCAGCUUGACCAAUGCGUAGUAUAUUUAGACGAUGCCCAUACGAGGGGAACAGACGUCAAGCUGCCUCACGGUUUCCGAGCUGCUGUCACGCUUGGCCCCAAAGUUACGAAGGAUCGCCUAAUGCAAGGAUGUAUGCGGAUGCGCAAGCUGGGCCAUGGGCAAUCAGUAAUGUUCUUCGCUCCAGCUGAAAUUGACCGGAGCAUUCGUUCGGCAGCUCAGAAAGCUGAUGACGACCCUGUCAAUGUGUCAGAUAUCUUGCACUGGGCGAUGCUUGAAACUUCCAAUGAUAUUGAGAUGCGCACACUGUCCUGGAUCCAACAACGAUCAGAUUUCAAUACACGGCAUUCCGCAUGGACUCAAUUGUCGCACACCUCUACCACUUCAAUUUCUACCCUAGAGACAGCCUGGUUGCAACCAGAGGAACGUUCAUUGGAGGAAUUGUACGCGCCGCACAGUUCUUCUCGGGCAUCGCAGGGUUUCGAUUCAGACAUCCAAAGGAAGUGCGAGGAGCUCGGAAUUCUAUCAGCUCACAAAAGGAGCAUGGACGAGGAACAAGAAAGGGAGGUGAUCCAUGAGGUAGAGAGAGAACGUCAAGUGGAAAGACCCCCCAAGGUCGAACCUGCAAAGCCGAACAUGCAUGCACACGUUCGUCAAUUCGUGAAGUUUGGCCGGAUUGCCGCAGAUUCUCCCGCGUUCAUUCAAGUGCUAUCCAGCCUUGUUGACACUACCGCCGAAUUUUAUGAGCGCGAUCAGUGGGCACACAAUGUUUUAGUCACCCGCGACUUCGCUCAUACGGUUAGCUCUGGUACCCAAAAAGUGGAUGAUUAUCUGCGGCCCGUCAACUGGAUUGUAUCCAGUAACGUUGGCCACCCAAUGCUGGUAAUCAUGAACCCGGAUGAAGUGAACGAACUACUACCUGAUAUCCGCACGAGCAAGGUAGUUCACCUGUGUGUUUACACUCCUCGCAUCAUACAAACGAUGCAGGCAUGCGACAACCUUCGACUCUAUUGUGUUCCUUCGGCCCCACGGUUGACACCAUCGCAACCGCUGAUUUGCCAGCUCAAUCUUUUUGCGGCCCAACUCUAUUUCUCCGAUUACGACAUGUAUCUGCACACUUGCAGCUUCUUAGGACUCAAUGCGCCGGAUUUGAAGGGAGAGGACUUGGUAGCCGACAACGAUGGGUUCAUCAAGAUAGACAAUCGCCCUUCUGCGAGAGCAUCAUGCAUGUUCAAGCGAUCCCAGCUUCCUCCACUGAAGGAGUUGUUCGGGAUGAGAAGGAAAGGCAUGGGGUAUCUACCAACUCAUCUCGGAAAGAUGCUCAACGGCCGCAUUCUGACUGAGAAGGACUUUCUCGAAUGAACGCCAGGUCUAUUCACAACUAAACACGGCACCAAAACUGACCUCCGAGUCAAUGUAAUAUUAGCGUCUGUAAUGUUCUCUGUAAAUGUAGUCGAAUCUGAGGAGCUCUUGUGUGUU
Molecule: messenger RNA, 9620 nt
Organism: Suillus discolor
Lineage: Eukaryota; Fungi; Basidiomycota; Agaricomycetes; Boletales; Suillaceae
Exons: 10
Coding region: 96-9503 (3135 amino acids)
Source: RefSeq, a predicted model, not a curated record